AGAGUGCAUUUUUCGAUUUUUACAAUGUCUGAUUUGAUUGAGCAGAGAAGUGCCAUCAAAUUUUGUUUGCGGAAUGAAAUUUCGGCUGCGGAAACGUUUAGCAUGUUGCAGAAGGCUUUUGGUGAUUCGACCAUGUCGCAGAAAAAUGUUUAUAAGUGGUACAAAGACUUCAAAGAGGAGGGUCACGAACGUCUUGAUGACUUGGAGCGCUCCGGACGACCAUCGACGUCAACAGAUGACCAACACGUCAAUAAAGUGAAGGAGUUAGUGUUCAAAACUCGUCGGUUGACUGAUAAAGACCAUACAGAUAUGAUCGGAGUAUCAGAAGGACCUGUGAAAACCAUUUUGAAAGACCAUUUGGGCCUACGAGAAGUGAAAUCUCGUUUGGUACCGAAAACUCUCAAUUUCUUGGAAAAAAGUCGUCGCGUUGAUGUGUGUGAAACAAUGCUUUCAGACUAUCAGGACAAGCUCAAAUGCAUCAUUACGGGAGAUGAGACUUGGAUCGACGGCUCACAUGUAGCGCUGAAGCUACUGAAAACAAAUUUCAUCAAUUUUCGUCAACGCAAACACAGCACCACGGAAGGACACCAACGAAUAGGUCACUGCUGCCUUUGCAAUACGCACGUUUAUGGCAUCGAACACUUACAAACAAAACAACAAGUAGGCAAACAACAACUGAACGGUAUACAACAAUCCACUCAACGGCGACGCAAACGACGACAGCUUGAACGGCCCAGUACAGUUGGCAGCAGUCGAGGUUGGCGCAGCAUUGCUGAUACGCAUUGCAAGCGACAGCAACAAGAGAAAAAAUACUGCAUUGACGCACCGCAUGUUGCCACAUUAGUUUGCUGA
Molecule: messenger RNA, 852 nt
Organism: Anastrepha ludens (Mexican fruit fly)
Lineage: Eukaryota; Metazoa; Arthropoda; Insecta; Diptera; Tephritidae
Exons: 3
Coding region: 25-852 (275 amino acids)
Source: RefSeq, a predicted model, not a curated record